CGCUCCUGUAGAGGGAAGAAACAAGGUGGCGGUUGAAGGCGAUCUUGAGUGGGGCCCCAGCAAUUCGGUUGAGCCUUCUCCCUCCACCCGCUUCCGCCGGCCGGGCCCCUCCCGCCCGGCCCCUCGGGCCUCCCAACCCGGCCCCGGCGCUCCCCACCGCCGCCACUGCGCCUGGCCCUCCCCGUCUGCUUUCCCUUCUCCCGCCGCCUGGGCUCCAACAAGAGGGGCCGGCGGGGCAGGCCGACCAAGCAGCCCGCGGCUCCCGCUGCGGAGCGCUGCGCCCCGGCCCCGCCGCCGCCGCCCACGUCCGGACCCAUCGGGGGCUCCCCUCGCCGAUAAGCGGUAGUAGCCGGGGCAGGUGGGCAGCCGCCAGGCUGAGGUGGCGCCGAAGACGCGGCUGAGCUCGCCCAGGGUGGGCAGCAGUAGCCGGAGGAAGCCACCGCCGGCGGCCCGCCCCGCGCCGGCACCAGCGCACCGGCCCAGCGGGGGCGCGGUGGCAGCCACCUAGCCCGGACCACCGCAGCCCGGAGGGCUGUCAACAAAGUGGUGUAUGAUGACCACGAGAGCGAGGAGGAGGAGGAAGAGGAGGGGGGCGGCGAUGCCGAGGAGACCCAGGAGUCUGAGGACAACUAGGAGGAUGACAUGGAGGAGGACGACGAUGACUCCGAUUAUCCGGAGGAGCUGGAAGAUGACGACGAGGACGCCAGUUACUCCACGGAAAGCAGCUUCAGCAGCACUCCAGAUUUGGUGUUCAUCUAACAAUCUGCCUAACCCAGAUCUUGCCAGACUUUUUCUGUAAAAGGUCAGAUAGUAAAUAUUCAGCCUUGCUGUCCCUGUUGCAGCUCUGCCAUUGUAGCAAUGAAAGCAGUCAUAGACAAUACAAAGUGGUAAAAUAGCUGUGGAGUGCAGACCCAGUGAAGAGAUUGUAGAUGUCAGAUGGGAAGAACUACACAGUUUAAUUCAAGUCAGUUGCUCUCCCCUGAAGGAAGAGUAUUCUCGGAUUUCACCUCAGAGGAGGAAGAAUUCAGGCUGCCAGAACUGGACUAGCACUUCUGAAGAUCCCAAGGCCAGGUCCAGUGACUUCCUUGGGAAGCUCUGCCACGCCCCCACCCCACCCCACCCCAUCACAGCAGGCCGCUGGUGCCCCAGCUCAGCCCUUAAUGUCCCCUGAGCAGUUUCAACAUUUGAAAGACCAGCAAGACAUUAUAAUUCAGCAGCUAAAUAGACCUGAAAAUUAUGAACCUCUUCCAGUCCAUAAAGAGCCCACAACUCAGCCUCCAACUCAGCUCUCCUCAGACUUUGAAAAUUCACCGAAUGAUGAAGCAAUAGGUUCACCUCCAGAUGUGUCAUAUCUAGAUCUAGAUAGGGAGCUUACCAAACCUACAGCAGUCACUAUGGGGGUAGAACCUUCUCCAGUCGAGCAGGACCACCCUUCUAUUCCCACUGAGCAGGCUGACUUUUCUCUAACCCAGCCUGAUCUCCCUUCCCCACCUCUGCAUUCUCCUGAGAAGAUUGAAUCUCCAGUCCACCAAGAGGCUACAGCUCAGACUCCAGAUCCCCCUAAGGAGGCGGAACCUUCUCCAGUCCAGCAAGAGUUCCCAGCUGAGCCACCAGAGCCCCCUAAAGAGGUUGAACCAUCUGCAACCCAGCAGGAAGCCUCAGGUCAUCCUCGGAAGUCCACUGAAGAGGUCAGUCCUCCACCACAGUGGGAGAUACCAACUCAGCCAUCAGAGCCACCUGAGAAGGCUGAACCAUCUCCAGUCCUACAGCAGGCCCCAACUCGGCUUUUAGAGCCACCUAAAGAGGUGGAAUCCUCUCCAGUCCAGCAGGCAGUCCCUGCUCAGUCUUCAGACCCCGCUAUGGUGAUAGAACCCUCUCUGACCCAGCAGAUGGCCCCAUCUUUGCCUCCAGAGUUCCCUCAGGAGGUAGAACCAUCUGUAACUCAGCAGGUGGUUCCAGCUCAGAUUCCAGAGUCCCCUGUGGAGGCAGAACCUUCUCUGACCCAGCAGGAGGCCACAGUUCAGGCUCCAGAGUCCCCUAGGGAGGUAGAACCUUCAAGGCAGCAAAUGGUCCCAGUUCAGCUUCCAGAGCCACCUAAGGAAGUUGCAGCUCAACCUCCAGCUCAUUAUGAGGUGACAGUCCCAACACCAGGCCAGGAUCCAGCUCAGCAUUCAACAUUGCCCAGUGUCACUGUUCAACCUUUGGACCUGGGACUUACCAUCAUUUCAAAAUCCAUGACAGAAGUUGAACUUUCUCCAACCAUGCAGGAGACCCCAACUCAGCCUCCUAAGAAAGUUCUACAACAACUUCUGGUAUAUCAAGAGGUAACAAUUCCAACAUCAGGUCAGGAUCAAGCUCAGCAUCCAAUGUCACCCAGCAUUACAGUUCAACCUUUGGACCUGGGACUUACCAUCACUCCAGAAACCACUAUGGAGUUUGAACAUUCUACACCCCUGAAGAGAAUAAUAGUUCCUCCAAAGCACCCUAAGGUGACACUUCCACAUCCAGACCAGGUUCCGACUCAGCAUUCACACCUGACUGAAGCCACAGUUCAACCUUUGGAUCUGGGGCUUACCAUCACUCCAGAAUCCACAACAGAGGUUGAAUCUUCUACAUCCCUGACGACCACAGCUCCUCCUCCAGAACACCCUGAGGUGACACUUCCACCUUCAGACAAGGGUCAGGCUCAGCAUUCACACCUGACUGAAGCCACAGUUCAACCUCUGGACCUGGAGCUUAGCAUAACUACAGAGCCUACUACAGAGGUUAAACCGUCUCCAACCACGGAGGAAACCUCAGCUCAGCCUCCAGACCCGGGGCUUGCCAUAACUCCAGAACCCACUACAGAGAUUGGACGUUCCACAGCCCUGGAGAAGACUAGAGCUCCUCAUCCAGACCAGGUUCAGACUCUGCAUCGAAGCCUGACUGAAGUCACAGGUCCACCUACAGAGUUAGAAUCUUCGCAGGAUUCAUUGGUGCAGUCUGAAACUGCACCAGAGGAACAGAAGGCCUCCACAAGCACCAACAUAUGUGAGCUCUGCACCUGCGGAGAUGAAACUCUGUCAUGUGUUGGUCUCAGCCCAAAGCAGAGGCUCCGCCAAGUGCCUGUGCUAGAGCCCGACACCUACAAUGGCAUCUUCACCACCUUAAAUUUCCAAGGAAACUAUAUUUCAUACAUUGAUGGAAAUGUAUGGAAAGCAUACAGUUGGACCGAGAAACUAAUUCUCAGUGAAAAUUAUUUGACUGAAUUACAUAAGGAUUCAUUUGAGGGCCUGCUAUCCCUCCAGUAUUUAGAUUUAUCCUGCAAUAAAAUACGAUAUUUUGAAAGACAUACAUUUGAAUCACUACCAUUUUUGCAGUAUAUAAAUCUGCGCUGCAAUUUAAUUACAGAACUGAGCCUUGCAACAUUUCAGGCGUGGCACGGAAUGCAGUUUUUACACAACUUGAGGCAUGAGGAGGUGAGAGAUGGAAAGAAUGCUGUCUGUCAUUUGGAGUCAGAAGGAAAAGAAGGUUGAGGGUCUGCCAGCUCUGCUCUAGUGGUUUUUUCCUGUUUCACCUUUUACAAAAUCGAGAUAAUCGUUUCUACUUGGUAGCGAUAUUGUGAGGUGUAAAAUGGAUUAAUACAUGCAAAAUGCUUAAAGCAA
Molecule: messenger RNA, 3644 nt
Organism: Gorilla gorilla gorilla (western lowland gorilla)
Lineage: Eukaryota; Metazoa; Chordata; Mammalia; Primates; Hominidae
Product: leucine-rich repeat-containing protein 37A-like
Exons: 9
Coding region: 1161-3515 (784 amino acids)
Molecular function (GO): protein binding
Source: RefSeq, a predicted model, not a curated record